AUGCCAUUUCUCAAGCCAUUCAGCAGUAAUGGUCAAUCCAACGCCGUGACAGAGGAGAUCGCAGUUGCCCAACCCGAGAAUACAAUACAAGAAGACAAAGAAGCUGUCGUGCCUGAUCAACAUGCACAGGCAGGAGUACAGAAGAUCGAGGCUGUGACUCUAGUCUGGUCGAAGUGGUCGCUCGCUGCGCUUCUGAUCAACAUCUGGAUCAUCUUCUUGACUAAUGGCCUACGGCUCUCCAUCCUUGCCAGCUUGACGCCGUAUGUAACCAGCGACUUCCAAUCCCACUCGCUGAUUACCGUGAUUGGAAUCGUAGCCAAUGCGAUGACGGCCGCGGUGUACAUUCCAAUGGCCAAGCUGCUGGAUGUCUGGGGUCGAGCAGAAGGGUUCCUCCUCGCCGUGGCUUGUUCUACUCUUGGUGUGGUUCUGAUGGCGGUGUCAAACAAUCUGGCGACGUUCUGUGCUGCACGGGUGUUUUACUCCAUCGGAUUCGCAGGCAUCAUCUAUACAGUCGCCGUUCUCGCCGCUGAUGUGACUUCUUUGCGAAAUCGAGGGCUGGCUUUUGCCUUCACGUCUUCUCCUUAUAUGAUCACUGCUUUUGCGGGACCCAAAGCUGCCGAGGGCUUCUUGAGCAAUGUCAAUUGGAGAUGGGGUUUCGGAGCCUUUGCAAUCAUCGUUCCUGCGAUGACUUUGCCUCUUUUCGUCCUCUUGAAGGUUCAACUUCGCAAAGCGGAACGAGAAGGAAGAUACGUCAAGGAAAGGGGCGGCCGUAGUUUCAUGCAGAGCCUGCAGUAUGGAUUAGUGGCCUUCGAUCUGCCUGGAGUCUUCCUGUUCGCCGCUGGAUUGACGGUCUUUCUACUCCCAUUCACCCUGGCAGCAUCCGCUCCGGAGGGGUGGCAAUCGGGCUAUAUCAUCGCAAUGAUAGUUAUCGGAUUCUUCAUUCUGGUACUCUUCGGCCUGUACGAGAAGUUCUUGGCUAGUGAGCCGUUCAUCAAGAACAAAUUCCUGACAGACCGGACUGUAAUCGGAUGUUGUCUGAUCGAUAUGACGUACCAGAUCUCUUAUUACUGCUGGAACAGCUACUUUACCUCCUUUCUCCAAGUAGUCUCCAAUCUCACGGUUGCGGAAGCCGGAUAUGUCAACAGCACCUUUCAGGUGGUCUCUGGUGUCCUGCUGUUCAUCGUGGGCUACCUGAUACGCCGUACACAGCGGUACAAGUGGGUGUUUUACAUCGCCGUUCCGCUUUACAUCUUCGGCCUCGGCCUCAUGAUCCAUUUCCGGCAGCCGAACCAGUACAUUGGGUACAUCAUCAUGUGUGAGAUCUUCAUCUCCAUGGGCGGGAGUGUAUUCAUUCUGCUGGUUCRGCUGGGCGUACUCGCCGCGGUUGAUCAUCAACACGUCGCAGCUGUCCUGGCUUCCCUAUAUGUCUCAGGUACCGUGGGAGGAGCUAUCGGGAAUACCAUCUCAGGAGCAAUUUGGACAAACACAUUCCUCGGAGCUCUGCAGCGGAAUCUGCCCGAGUCUGCGGUGGCGAACGCUACUCUCAUAUACGCGGAUCUUAAGACACAGCUGUCGUAUCCUGUUGGUAGUCCAGAGCGUAUUGCUAUUCAGGAGUCGUAUGGUUUUGCUCAGACACGAAUGCUGGCGGCAGGAGUGGGUGUAAUGGCUCUGUGUGUCGUCUGGGUCCUGAUGUUGAGGAAUUUGGAUCUGAGCAAAAAGGGCCAGACCAAGGGUAUCGUGCUCUGA
Molecule: messenger RNA, 1746 nt
Organism: Ramularia collo-cygni
Lineage: Eukaryota; Fungi; Ascomycota; Dothideomycetes; Mycosphaerellales; Mycosphaerellaceae
Product: probable transporter (major facilitator superfamily)
Exons: 4
Coding region: 1-1746 (581 amino acids)
Biological process (GO): transmembrane transport
Molecular function (GO): transmembrane transporter activity
Source: RefSeq, a predicted model, not a curated record